GCGAGGAGCAGCGGCCAUGACAGCGGAGAAGGCGCUGCCCCUGGGCGACGCGAAGGCGGCAGGGGAGGCGCGGGAGACCCAGGCGCUCGGCGGCGGCGGAGACGCGCGCGGCCGUACACGCGACAAGGCGGUUCACGAGCGCGGCCACUGGAAUAACAAGGUGGAGUUCGUGCUGAGCGUGGCCGGCGAGAUCAUCGGGCUGGGCAACGUGUGGCGCUUCCCCUACCUGUGCUACAAGAACGGUGGAGGAGCAUUCCUGAUUCCCUACGUGGUGUUUUUUAUUUGCUGUGGCAUUCCUGUUUUUUUCCUGGAAACAGCUUUGGGGCAAUUCACAAGUGAAGGUGGCAUUACAUGUUGGAGGAAAGUCUGCCCUUUAUUUGAAGGCAUUGGCUAUGCUACGCAGGUGAUUGAGGCCCAUCUGAACGUGUACUACAUCAUCAUCCUGGCCUGGGCCAUCUUUUACCUGAGCAACUGCUUUACCACUGAGCUUCCCUGGGCCACCUGUGGGCAUGAAUGGAACACAGAGAAAUGUGUGGAGUUCCAGAAGCUGAACGUGAGCAACUACAGCCAUGUGUCCCUGCAGAACGCCACUUCCCCCGUCAUGGAGUUUUGGGAGUUACAGAGUCACUUGGUGUUGGGCACCCCAUCUGCUGCGAAAGAGAUGAAGAGGACACUGUCCCUCCCUGGCAAAACACGCAGGCGCCGCGUUCUGGCCAUCUCUGAUGGGAUUGAGCACAUCGGGAACCUCCGCUGGGAGCUGGCGUUGUGUCUCCUGGCAGCUUGGACCAUCUGCUACUUCUGCAUCUGGAAGGGCACCAAGUCAACAGGAAAGGUUGUGUAUGUUACCGCGACCUUCCCCUAUGUCAUGCUUCUCAUCCUCCUGAUCCGAGGAAUCACAUUGCCGGGGGCUGCUGAAGGCAUCAAGUUCUACCUGUACCCUGACAUCUCCCGUCUCUCCGACCCACAGGUGUGGGUGGAUGCUGGAACGCAGAUUUUCUUCUCUUACGCCAUCUGCCUGGGCUGCCUGACUGCCCUGGGCAGCUACAACAACUACAACAACAACUGCUACAGGGACUGCAUCAUGCUCUGUUGCCUAAACAGCGGCACCAGCUUUGUGGCUGGCUUUGCCAUCUUCUCAGUCUUGGGCUUCAUGGCCUACGAGCAGGGUGUGCCCAUUGCUGAGGUGGCUGAGUCUGGGCCUGGCCUGGCCUUCAUUGCCUACCCCAAAGCUGUCACAAUGAUGCCUCUGUCCCCACUGUGGGCAGCCCUGUUCUUCAUGAUGCUCAUCUUCCUGGGCUUGGACAGCCAGUUUGUGUGUGUGGAAAGCUUGGUGACGGCUGUGGUGGACAUGUAUCCAAAGAUCUUCCGGAGGGGCUACCGGCGAGAGCUGCUCAUCCUGGCGCUGUCCGUGGUCUCCUACUUCCUGGGCCUCGUGAUGCUGACGGAGGGAGGCAUGUACAUAUUCCAGCUCUUUGACUCUUAUGCUGCCAGCGGGAUGUGCCUGCUCUUCGUGGCCAUCUUUGAAUGUGUGUGCAUCGGCUGGGUAUAUGGAAGCAACCGGUUCUAUGACAACAUUGAAGACAUGAUUGGCUACCGGCCACCGUCACUCAUUAAGUGGUGCUGGAAGGUGGUGACCCCUGGGAUCUGUGCGGGUAUCUUCAUCUUCUUCCUUAUCAAGUACAAGCCGCUCAAAUACAACAACGUCUACACAUACCCUGCCUGGGGCUAUGGCAUCGGCUGGCUCAUGGCGCUGUCCUCCAUGCUCUGCAUCCCACUCUGGGUCUGCAUCCAGCUAUGGCGGAUGGAGGGCACACUAUCUGAGAAAUUCCGGAAGUUGACAGUACCCAGUGCAGAUCUGAAAAUGCGGGGCAAGCUUGGGGCAGGCCCACGGACGGUGACAGUUAAUGACUGUGAUGCCAAGCUCAAGGGUGACGGCAGCAUCGCGGCCAUCACAGAGAAGGAGACACACUUCUGAGUCUGGCUGUCUGCCUACCACCUCAUUUCUCCUCCUUCCCUGCCCAUGUGUAAAUGACCCUGAGCUUCUCCUAAUGGUAGGGGCUUUGCUUCUGUACACAGGAUAUAUUAACAUGUUAAUCUCCAUGGGCCACUGUACACUCAGCUGACAGCCCCUGUCCCCGCCUUGCUCAGUGACCAUGGAAGUAUCGGCCACCACGAGAUAAUACUGUACAGUGACUAGCACCUCUCACAUCCCACCGUGGUUUUAAUCAGUGUGUCCUAGGGAUCAGUGUGCCAUAUUGUAAAACUUUUAUACUGGGGCUGUGGGCAGGUGGGAUGGGGAGUGACAAACACUGUUCUCUGUCAGUCACUUCACCCACCAUUCCUGUCCCACAUUUGGCCCUGACUCUGGGCAGCCGUCCCCUCCAAUCCCCAGGUUCUCUCUUAAACCUGCCCUCUUUUAGGGGUGGGGUUUUCAGGCUGAAGGUUACAUGGCAGAGCAGAGAAAAUCCCAGCAGAUGGGGACUCCUGGGUCACAGGCCCUCUGCCUCAAUCCCACUAAGUGACCUUGGCCACUCCCUUCCUCUCCCUAGGCUUCAAUUUCCCUAUCUCCCAAAUUGGGAAAUUCUCUGCUUGCCUCCCUUUCCUGAAGCACUGCUGUUGACCUUGAUUCCUGAAGUCACACAGGCCAUUGUUCCUUCACCUGCCCCUGUUCUCACCCUGGAAAUCUGAUUUAUCCUUCAAUGACUUGGUGAUAUGUGUACUAACCCUGGCUUUACCCUUGUCCUGGCCCAGUAGCAGGGGCUCCUCCUGUCCACCUCCUGGUCUGAUCUUCCCUCUGCGCAUCUAUUCUAGGCAAAAAUGAUGGAAAGAGCUUGGUGGCUUCUGGCUCAGGAGGCAUAGACCUUACUGCAGCCUCCCAGAGUGAGUGCUGCUGGGAGGCUACAGGCCCCUUCUCUGUCCUGAGCCACCUCUUCUGCCUGCUGCUCCCUGCCUACCCCCACCCCAUCUUGUUUGUCCUGGUGGACACUGUGUGGAGGCUGCUUCCCUCCCCUCUCCUCUUCUUUGCACCAGUGGCCAGAAGCCUCAGCUCCUGUCUCUCCAGAUGACUGGGGAGCCCCUGGCUCUUGAGAUAAGGGGCACAGGUCUCAGGCCAGAUGAAGGUGGGGCUGGCCUCAGGCAAGAGUGGUUUCCUUUCCUGGUUAACUGGACUUUAUAUUGCGCCUCCAAGCCUCUGUGUUUCCUUCCAAGAUACGGCGGUGAGGAAGGCACAGUCUUUUUUCCCCCUUCCCGUACAGGCCCCAAUUCCAUUUGAUGGAAAUGUGAGCUUUUUCCAAAGGAUACCCAUUGUUGCAUUAACCCCAAGGUUUUCAAAUGUCCCUCUUCUCUACUACACCCAGCCACCUCCUAAAGCUUGAGUUUGCUCACAAGGAGGCCCUGUGCCCCAGGGCAGAUGGGGCCCCUUAUUCUGGGCCCCCUCUUGCACCCAGCUGCUCACAUACAGGCCAGUGCCUCCUGAACCAUCCCACCUGACCUGGGAGCAACACUCUGCACCUGUUGGUCCUCAGCCACCCUCCCCCCAGAACGCUACAAGGAGGGAGAUCUGCUGCUACAGUCCCACCACGAGCUCCUGUAUGUACAGGUGGAUGGACAGACGGACCGUCCCCAGAGGUCUGCCACUGGGACGCAUGCACCAGACACGUGGCUCCUAACACUUGACACUCUUAAUCCUACUCAUGGGCAGGGCGGAGGGGGCUGGGUUUUUCUGUGUUUUGUAAUUUCCUACUAGGAUCCGGGUAACUAUGGGUGGGGAGGGUGAUGUGGGGCAGGGGCCAUAUCAUUGUGAUCACUUUUUUGAUAUUUG
This is a messenger RNA of Octodon degus (degu), 3820 nucleotides long. It is a transcript of the gene Slc6a11, whose product is annotated as solute carrier family 6 member 11. The coding region runs from base 17 to 1975 and encodes 652 amino acids. NCBI's taxonomy places the organism in Eukaryota, Metazoa, Chordata, Mammalia, Rodentia, Octodontidae. Gene Ontology annotation, biological process: sodium ion transmembrane transport; neurotransmitter transport. The transcript is spliced from 15 exons. Gene Ontology annotation, cellular component: plasma membrane. The record is from RefSeq and is a predicted model, not a curated record. Gene Ontology annotation, molecular function: gamma-aminobutyric acid:sodium:chloride symporter activity.